Caenorhabditis auriculariae is the source of this 1563-nucleotide messenger RNA. The record is from the annotation of a GenBank genome assembly. NCBI's taxonomy places the organism in Eukaryota, Metazoa, Nematoda, Chromadorea, Rhabditida, Rhabditidae.
AUGUCGAAAACAAUUAGUGGCAUCACUGGUCGGCCGAAUAUUCAGCCUAUUGCCCAGUCAUCGUUGCUAUCAAGGUGUUAACAAAGCUGUAUUUAUUUUCAAGUUUUCGAUCAGAUUACAAACAUUCUUGCCGAAAAUGGAAGAAGCUAACAAAAGUUUGACGACAGUGGACGCUGCGGACUGUGGGGUCGAAAUAGUAGACAGUGCAGAAGAUCAGGCUGAGAGCUCAUCGAGUUCUUCUAGGGAAAGCGCUUCGGAUGAAGAGAAAGAAAUUGAGCCAUCUGUAAAAAAGGUAUCAUUACCACCAAUUUUUAUUCGUAUAAUGAGAAAAAAAUACAGAAGCUUUGAAUUGUUAAUGUGGAAAAAUAUCUUCUUCUAUUAAAACUGAAUCGAACGUUUACUGAGCUCUGUUUAGACGAGAGUUUACUCUGGGUUUCUUGGGUUCAUGUUUUUUUUUCUCAACGUUCUCUGAAGUAAGGUUUAACAGGGCGAUCGCGUGGAGAUGGACCUGGACAUUUUUCGAGAAGAAGGUACGGCUGUAGAUGAACGCGACGUUGCUGUGCAGCCUGUAACCAGUUUGCCGGAAGCUUUCAACCGAGGUCAACCUCCAAAAGAAAAUCAAAAGAAAAUACUCAUCGAAGAAAUACAAUAGUUGUCAGCAUAUCCAAUAAAAUUGUUACAGCUUUGGCGAGGUUCUGUCAUUAUUGAGUUCGGAUUUCCGUCGAUAUUGUCCACCUCUUUGCACUUUUUCUAUGUAUUUUUUUUAAAUUGAAAAUUGUACAUUUUAAAAUAUGCUGGGGUUUUAAAGACGCAAUUGAACAAUAUACGAUCACUACAUGUUUCGUGCCACGAUUUUCGCCAGGCUUUUUUCUGCGCCUUUAAACAUCCCAGUUAUCUGUAUCAAAAAGGCUAUUCUUCCGAGUUAUUUUCCUGAACAGCUUUAGAAUGAACUUUAGAUGGAGUCUCCAGUAACAACAGCUGCAGAAUACGACGUGAAAGCGUUAGAAAGUCUGAAGGACCUUUAUGGCGAUUUGGCUCAGAUUCCUAUUCCGACCCAAGGAAGGAUCGGCAAGAAAAAGUCCGAAAAGUGUAUUGAGGUUUUUCGUUAUCUGGAGUAUUGUAAAGAAGCAAAUUAAGUCAUAGUUUGGAGUGUCUACAAUGUCUGAAAGCAUAUGUAGUUCUGGUAGCUCAGGAAGGUGGUUUUCAAACUGCGUUCUCAGGUGACGACGGUUUGGGACAACCGAGCGCUGGCGCUGAACAAGUCGACGCGGACCCAACGUGUCAGUUUGAUCUGCACCAGCUCCUCGGAGAUCGUUGACCGCUCCGUCAUCUCUUCAACUUCGGUCCCUCUCUGCAACUUCGAGUUUGCUUUUUUUUUUCUUUCUCCUUUCAUUCACCUUGCGUUUGAGGUCACAAGCCGUAGCCUACUCUGCCAGCAACACUCGUUGUGCUCAACUCAUCACCAUCCCCGACGGAAACGAUAAGAAGCAAUAUCUCAAGGUUAGAUGGGAACAGAUCCGUCGCUUAACAAGGUUCAAUGCGGAUUCUUCUGCCAAUCCUUAG